AUGGCAUCCCCAGCCCCAAAAACACACAUAGCGCACACCCUCCUCUCCCGUGCGCACUCCCCGGACAGCGCAACGCAACAAUUCACCGAGCGCAUCAAACAAAAACCGCUCUUCCUCCGCGCCACCUCGCCCUCAGCAUCCGACAACCGCUCACGCCGCCGUCUCCACCGCCUCCGCAAGAAAGAAUACUUCAUCCGCCACCAAAAGCCGCAGCCGCUAUCAGCGCGCGAAAAGCGCAAAUCCGGCCUCUACGACCUGCCGAAGGAAGAAUGCAAAUAUGCCAUUUUUAACGGCCUGCAUGAGCUGUGGGUUGGGUAUAUGCAGGAGGUUCUGGAUUUGAAGGCUGGUGGCGAUGCGCAUGUUUCGCCGACUUCGCACGGCAGCAAGCUUGCCAGUGCGGAUUACCACGGUGCUGAGGUUGAGGUUGUGAGGAGUCGGUGUGCGGGGAGGGUUGGGACUAAGGGGAUCGUGGUGCGGGACACGAAGUUUACUUUUAUGAUUGUUACGGAGCGGGACGAGAUGAAGAGCAUUCCGAAGGAACACACUGUUUUUCGAUUCACGGUUCCUCUGCCGAAAGCUGAGGACACGGAGGAGCGGAACGAAUCUGGCGCGGAUCAGCUUAGGCCGUUGGUCUUUGAGUUGCAUGGAAGCCAGUUCGAGAAUAGACCUGUGGACAGGGCUAAUAAGAAGUUUAAGUGGAGGAAUAUUGACUAUGUCUGA
Messenger RNA from Penicillium soppii, 720 nucleotides. Its product is annotated as RNase P/RNase MRP complex subunit. Lineage: Eukaryota; Fungi; Ascomycota; Eurotiomycetes; Eurotiales; Aspergillaceae. The record is from RefSeq and is a predicted model, not a curated record. Gene Ontology annotation, molecular function: ribonuclease P RNA binding. Gene Ontology annotation, cellular component: ribonuclease MRP complex; ribonuclease P complex. The transcript is spliced from 2 exons. The coding region runs from base 1 to 720 and encodes 239 amino acids. Gene Ontology annotation, biological process: rRNA processing; tRNA 5'-leader removal.